UCCAGUGAGUUAAGCGGAACUGUUGCUCCCCUGUUCCAUGACCGAGUCGGACAAAUUUAUCGACGCACCACCAAUGUCAAACCCAGCACCCUUCGCAUAGAAAUAACUGACCUGAGGACUUGGUCUUAUUUCGGGUUAACUGCUCUAUCAUCCACACAUACGGUUCAAUUGAAACCCGUUCACCCUUUCACGCAGUUUGGUUCUGCGUUUCUUUGUCUCGGACUCUCGCACAGGCGAAUCUAACCGGACAGGAUGCGCCUCACGCUGCAGGCGUUGAUCUCGCACGGCCGGGUGGCCCGGAAGAUGGGUCUGGGUCCCCAGUCCCGGAUCAACAUGCUGCGGAACAUUUUGACAGGACUGGUGCGACAUGAGAGGAUCGAGACCACGCUGGCCAGGGCAGACGAAGUCCGCUUCUACGCCGAAAAGCUGGUUGACUAUGCCAAAAAGGGAGACACUGAUGAGAAGGCGAUGAAAAUGGCCAGUUUUUGGCUGACGGAAAAGGAUCUGGUCCCAAAGCUCUUCAAGGUCCUUGCCCCGCGGUUUGAGACUCAGUCGAACGGUUACACACGGAUGGCACGCAUCCCCAACAGAGAGAACCUGGACAGAGCUAAGAUGGCCGUCCUGGAGUACAAAGGCAACCCCUUCCCGCCUCUCUAUCCCGCGAAAAAGGAGAACGAACUGACCCUCAUCAACCAGCUGCUCAAAGGCUACAGAGAGGACAGGGCACAAGAGUUAGCUGCGAAAUCAUAAUUCAUACCAUGGUGGGGGAUAAACGCUUAACUUGCUGACGGUCGAUGGUUUGGAUGCUGAAAUGCACUAAAGAGUCACGUGCAAACUGUGGCCUAUAGAGACUGAUGCGUUUCUUCAGCAAAAGAACAGUUCAAAAGCUACAUUGCGUACAGGUGCAGCCAAGAACAUUUCUGUAAGAGAGCAUAUCUGAUUGGUUAUGUAUUAAUAAAUGUGAUUUCCUAACCGAA
Messenger RNA from Xiphias gladius (swordfish), 977 nucleotides. It is a transcript of the gene mrpl17, whose product is annotated as mitochondrial ribosomal protein L17. NCBI's taxonomy places the organism in Eukaryota, Metazoa, Chordata, Actinopteri, Istiophoriformes, Xiphiidae. The coding region runs from base 253 to 750 and encodes 165 amino acids. Gene Ontology annotation, cellular component: mitochondrial large ribosomal subunit; ribosome. The record is from RefSeq and is a predicted model, not a curated record. Gene Ontology annotation, molecular function: structural constituent of ribosome. Gene Ontology annotation, biological process: translation. The transcript is spliced from 3 exons.